AUGGCUCGGGAUAUGUCAGAUAAGGAAAUUUUGAAAAUGGAGCUGGAACAAUUGAAGAAGGAAGUUAACACGCCUAGGACUCCAGUGAGUGCAAACUGCGCAGACACGAUUGCUUUUGUUGAGGGACUGCUGCCAAAUGAUCCGCUGAUUAAGGGCGUUCCAGAUGACAAGAACCCCUACAAGGGAGACAAGGGAGGCUGCAUAAUAACAUAG
Molecule: messenger RNA, 213 nt
Organism: Toxotes jaculatrix (banded archerfish)
Lineage: Eukaryota; Metazoa; Chordata; Actinopteri; Toxotidae
Gene: gngt2b
Product: guanine nucleotide binding protein (G protein), gamma transducing activity polypeptide 2b
Exons: 2
Coding region: 1-213 (70 amino acids)
Biological process (GO): G protein-coupled receptor signaling pathway
Cellular component (GO): heterotrimeric G-protein complex
Molecular function (GO): G-protein beta-subunit binding
Source: RefSeq, a predicted model, not a curated record